This is a messenger RNA of Bathycoccus prasinos, 381 nucleotides long. RefSeq lists its product with no specific name. The transcript has a single exon. The record is from RefSeq and is a predicted model, not a curated record. Gene Ontology annotation, molecular function: acyl carrier activity; acyl binding. Gene Ontology annotation, biological process: fatty acid biosynthetic process. Lineage: Eukaryota; Viridiplantae; Chlorophyta; Mamiellophyceae; Mamiellales; Bathycoccaceae. Gene Ontology annotation, cellular component: mitochondrion. Bases 1 to 381 code for a protein of 126 amino acids.
AUGAUGCGAAGAGCUUUGAGCCAAGCGUCGAGACGUUUGCGAGCGUCGGCUUCUUCGGGGACGUCGGGUUCGUGCCAAACACCGUCACCUUUUCCGAGCAUCUGCAGAGCCUACGGCGGAGGGGGAGGCUUUUUGGACAAAGACCUCGUCAACGAUCGUAUCGUCGCCGUCGUGAAAAAUUUCAGCAAAGUGGACCCAUCGAAAGUCACGAAAGCGUCGCACUUUGGAAAAGAUUUAGGUUUGGAUUCCUUAGAUACGGUUGAAGUGGUGAUGGCGAUCGAGGAGGAGUUUGCGAUUGAAAUACCAGACGCGGAGGCGGAUAAGAUUUUGAGCAUCGAAGAGGCGAGCGCGUAUAUCGCGAGUAACCCGGACGCGAAGUGA